UGAUUUUUUUUUCUAUUUUUCUUUGGCCCCUAACCCCGCGGUUAAUAAAAUUAAGGCCUAGCCAAAUACGCGGUAUAUUGUUUUUAUGGAUAAUAAUAACAUAAUGAAUGAUCAACCCACAAAAAUGAAAAUCGCAAAAAUUUAUUUUACUGGAAUUGUUUCUAUGUUAGAAAUUUUAGCGAAACGCUGAAGUAGGCGCGAUAUAUUUCGGAUUUACAGUAUAACCACGGUGAAAAUCAGGUUAUCUUUCAGGGACAAUGGGUGAUAUGAAUAAGGACUAGCAAAUGCUUUUAUCUAAAACUCCAUGUACAUUUACACUAGGCUUUUCUGUACAAAAUUGAAGUAAAAGCAGUUGCUAGUCUUUAUUCAUAUCACCCAAUGACUCGACAGCGAUUGGCCCGUCAUGAUCGUAAGGGACAAAUUUGAUUGGCCACGAUAGAAAAAACAUCCAACUUCGUUACGUAGCAAUUGACAUGCAAGACUAACUGUCACAUUAGAAAACAUAUCCAUUGUAUAAAUCUGGAGAAGAUGUCAACAUUAAUCAUUUCCAUCGGUUGCACAGCGCGAAAGCUGGUACAGGUGUGCAAGGGAUAGUAGUCCUAGGGCUGAUAGUCCGUGUAACAAUAGCCCGCAUUGCUAAAUGUUUUGGUUAGGGUUAGCGGUACAAUAGAUCAUGCUGCUUAAUUGGUCAAAUACAAUGCUACCGGACUAUGACUCCAGGGGGACUAUAUCCGCUGUCACACCGGAAUGCUGGUAUCUUUGAACAGAAACGCAUCGUUGAGACCAAAGGUGGGUCUGUGGAAUUGCUUUUUUCCUACGAGCAUCAUGAAGCUCUCCUGGGUCCCUGUCGGUAUCAAAGCUAUUGAAGUAUCAUCAAGUUUACGCGUGUGAUUUGACAGAAAUGGAUUAGGAAGUCCGAAGACGUGUGAAUGCAAUAUAGAAUAUUUAGGUUACAGUUCCUAGCAAUUUAAUCUAUGGGUUCAGCCCCAUUACUCAUCAGGAUUCACUCGAACAUAGGCGAUGCCAGUGCAACUGGGGUGACGAAAUCUGGCUUGGGAAGGCCUAAUGUUCUCGACUAGUAUAUACCAUCAUCUGAACCGUGCACCCAUCUCAUAACUCGUACUGUGUGUACAAGCUAGCAGAGAGCACCUUUGUGCUCCAGUAUUUCCAAUAGGGAAUAACAUAGGAUAACUCAUGCAAUAUGAAUCUACAUGUAUAUGUACAGGAACGUUGACAAGAUAUUUCUUUGCAUGUUCGACAGUACGAAAAACUCUUUAAGUGUUCCUAAAAGGAUUAUCCAACAAUUCGAUUAGUGAGCUUGUGACGACCGGCUCAUAAUCAAGUGCAAUGGCGACCGGAUACACUCCACUGACAACUAAGAAGGAUGAUGCUAAGAAUAGGUUCAUCAUGCUGAAAGUCCUCAAGGAACUCAGCGGUAAAAAUACGUUCCGGCCCAUAUCAGAGGAAGCGUCGAGCAAGCGGGGCAACAGACGACACAGCGAGCAACCGAACAACCACACGGACAAGGACGCCAGCGACGACAAUGAGCCAAAAAUCGAGAGCUUCUCCACAGUGCCGCAUACGGGGGCGGACCGGGCGGUACCGAAAUUUAUCAUCCUCCAUUACAGUCCGUUCAAAGCGGUGUGGGAUUGGGUCAUUCUGUUACUUGUUUUAUACACGGCCGUGUUCACGCCAUACGUCGCCGCAUUCCUCCUAAACGAGGACGAGACCCGGAUGAAGCUAAACAAAGACUCGUCGACCCGGGUAAAAAAUGCGGACGAUAAUCCGGCUGAUCCCUUAGUAAUUAUUGACCUCAUCGUUGACAUCAUGUUCAUCGCGGAUAUUUUAAUUAACUUCCGGACUACUUAUGUACAUAAUGGUGAAGUGGUCGCGGACCCGCAGAAAAUUGCCAUAAACUAUGUGAAAGGUUGGUUCCUAUUGGACGCCAUCGCUGCUAUUCCGUUCGAUUUGCUGUUAUUCGGAUCAGGGACGAGUGAUACAAUGACAGUGACAGGGGUCUUGAAGACAGCGAGACUCCUCCGCCUUCUCCGAGUCGCCAGACGAAUCGACCAAUAUUCCGAAUACGGAGCUGCUGUUUUACUGUUGCUCAUGGCAACCUUCACGCUCAUCGCUCAUUGGCUGGCCUGUAUUUUCUAUGCAAUCGCGUACAUCGAGCGCCCUCUUUUAGCAAGUAAAGUAGGCUGGUUGGACUACUUGGCAAAUAAGACGCAUAUGUACUAUUAUGUGAACGACACGCAAUCAGGACCAGAUAUAAAGACUAAAUAUAUUACGGCGCUGUAUUUCACUUUCACGAGUUUAACGAGUAUAGGAUUUGGAAAUAUAGCACCGAAUACGAACGCUGAGAAAAUCUUUUCCAUAUUUGCUAUGCUUCUAGGAUCCCUCAUGAGUGCCGCCAUAUUCGGUAACGUCUCUUCCAUCAUGUUGCGUCUCUACCAAGGUACCGAGGAGUACCACGAACGCCAGACCAGCAUCAAAGAGUUUAUCAAGUUCCAUCAUAUACCGAAAACCUUAGCUAAUCGACUACAAGAAUCACACCAGCAUACGUGGUCAUAUACUAACGGGAUAGAUAUGAACAGCGUUUUAAAGAACUUCCCAGAUUGUCUUCAAGCAGACAUUUGUCUACAUUUGAAUCGGAACUUAUUAAACAAUUGUUGUGCUUUCAAAGGUGCAAGUCCAGGGUGCCUGAGAAUCCUUUCACUGAAGUUCAAGUCAACACACGCGCCGCCUGGCGACACUUUAGUACACCCAGGGGAUGUGUUGGACGCCAUCUACUUCAUCGCGAGGGGUUCUAUCGAAAUACUCAAGGAGGAUAUCGUCAUGGCCAUAUUAGGAAAGGACGACAUCUUCGGCGAAAAUAUAAAAGAUAUUUACGAGGGCGGGAUCCCUGGAAAAUCCAAUUAUUGUGUCCGUGCACUUUCGUACAGUGACUUGCAUAAAAUAGAGAUUGAAGACCUGACGGAAGUGCUCGACAUGUACCCAGAAUUCGCUGAAGGCUUCCUGGAUAAGUUUCACGUGACCUUUAACCUGCGAGCGACCCACGCAGCGGGUGAUUUUAUACAGCGGACGACCACUUCUAAACUCGAUGACGAGACCUUGCGUUUUAUUCGCCAAAAACGGCCUCGGCUGCAGUGCAAGGGUCGAGGACAAAUAACUCAGGAAGCGCUACCUCGAGACCCACAUCGAGGCGGCCUACAACGCGGAGGGAGCAAAGGGGGAAUGCGCCGGAAGACAGCAAUUCGGGCCCGCAGUUCUAGCGUAGAGCGGCCGCCGCUACCGGAGGUUGAAGGAGAGCCUUCCCGACGCCCUGGUGGGAUUCUUGAGAUCUCGCCAGACAAGGCCUCGCGAGAAAUGUUAAAAGCGACUCCGCGGCACCGGAGGAGUUCGCUUUCUUCCUUGACGGGCGCCCUAUCUACAGUCAAUAAUGUUAUCAACACAGUCUCAAGGCGAGAUCGUCGGCACAGCAGUCACUCACAGAUCCAACGACCCAAACCCGGCCAUCCUCUUCCUGGACGUACUACGCAUGUGCAGACGCAUGCGCCGCCAUCAUUCUCAGCAGCCACUCAAGCUCAAGUCAGUACGCAUGCGCACUCUGGUCUUUCGCCCAUAGCCUCGAUAUCCAGUUCGACGUCCUACAUCCCCAAGUCCAGUUCGAGUACAGGGCCACUCUCGCAGCAUUCUCCCAUAGAUUACGAGAUUUCCCACCAUCCAGAGAAGGCCGGGAUCACCAGCCUGACGGACAUUGACGACAGACUCGAGGCCAUAAACGAUCGUAUGCAAAACUUCGAGCACAAUCUAUGCACAACAGUCGACGCCAUCUUGGAAAUUCUCGGCCAUAAACCUCGUGUGCCGCGACCACAGACACUGAUGCCCACGUCACAACAUAAACAGUUCGCCUCCCCGUCGCCGUCGCGUUCGCCGCAGCCACGCCAGCGGCCGGAGAGGUCGCCGAAACCGAAAGGACCGAGAUUGAUUAAGUCACAGAGCGAACUCGAACGACUUUUAAGCCAGAACAUGUGAUGUUAGUCUCGUUCAGAUUUGAAUGCGUUGUUCGAGUUUGAUACGGAGUUGACUCGGGUUGUGCAAGUCGAUUACGUCACGGGGUUAUCGCUUUUCGUCUUGAACGCGGUACUCCUCACGGCCGCAGAAUUUUAAGGUAGAUCACUGGAGCAAAACUGGGACUAAAACACAGGCUCAAAAAUUGUUGUGUUAUACGUUUCGAACAUCCCGAUCAAUGCAUCACUAAGAAGCAUACCUGGGGACGCGAAUGGAAGUGAGGUUGCGUGACGUUUCCGACUUGUUCCACCUGGCGCUGACUCAUUUUCCGUGGGGUUAUGAAACAGUUGAAAAUGACUGCAAUUUUGGGGUUUGUUGGAGGGAGAACCACACGGAAUACAGUAGUUUGGAGACCUCUCAAUUAAGCACAGCAUAUCUCGGUCCCAGUGUCUCCUAAUUACAUGAAUUACCGCGGUCGAAUUCAAUUGAAAUGACCAAUCUUGGACUUUUAGAAUGAAGAUAUUCUGGUCUCGAAUCAUUCCAAGCUGUCACAGCGGUACAUUUUAUUCAGAAACUUGCAUAGGCGGGGAUCCUAAGUCAGGCCAAGAGAUGCAAUGUUCGCGUAAUUUCACCCAUCAUCCCGCGAGUGCGAGAAUACGGCCUUGUGCGAGAUUUCAUACAUAUUUCAUACUCGACAUCGUACGCCGUUGGUCUAGCUCUUCCGAGUGUGUAAAGUUUAUAUUGUUUCAAUGAUAUAUGGAAGAAUCAUAGAAGUGUCAUCCAAAGUUGAUUAGAUGCAGUAUUGAUCUCCCUAUAGCUGCAGAUCCGCUAUGAGCAGCAUUGUUUACCGAAUCAGACAUUCUAUUAAUGAACCCCAUUCAGUUGAUUUUGCUACACCAUGCAGUGUUUAAACCAGGGUAAAUCUUUUUGAAACUUUCCUUAUGGGUGUUGAUAAGGAUGGAUGGGGUGAGUUGGCAGUUGGACUCUGCUGGUUUGCUAUUUCUGAUGUUGCCGUGACAGUUACUAGAGUGGUAUGCAAUCCUUUCAAUAUAAUGGCAGGACGCAAUGAGAAGCUCGGUAGUGGCGGCCAUUUUGAAAUACUCUAAACUAAUCCUCAUACUUUCAGUUCCGGGGGAUUUGCGAAAUCUCUCUAAUAGUUUGCAGAACCUGAAACGGUGACCUUGACCUGUCUACUCUUCAUCCGGCCAUCGAGUGAAAAGAACGGGUACUAAUCUAUAUCAUUCUUUCACAGCGAAUCGAUGUACUCGACAGUACGUUAAAGGGGGACUAUAGGUAGGAGCAGAGGGGCUAAUUUAGUCAUCUUCAGGUGACUAAUAUACACAGUAAGGGCCCUGGGUCAUGUCAGAUUCAACACUAAAUAUAUUCCUCGUACAAGCAUAAAUCAUUUCGAUAUUCUGUUAGAGGUGAGAGACCCCUUUUGGCGACUUCGUGUAACUUUAUCUUACCUGCCUAGCCGCUGCCUAUAUUGUCCCUUUAAUGGUUUACGCUCAGCAAAUUGGGAAAUGAUGCCCAAUUGCCUAUAAAUAGUUCCAGAUGAAUGGGCUACAUACCGCUGUUAGCUCUGGUCCUUUCGUACACAUACAUGUUGGUUUAUUUCUAAGUUAACUGCAACAGGAAAUUUGGCAGGUAACUAUGGAUGUGGAACAUCCCAACAAUAAUAACGGUACAUCUUGUAUAAAAACGGUACAUCUUGUAAAGUUUAUACUGUCAAUAUUGUUUAAUCUUUGUACAUAUCGAUGUACAUAUGUUCAGGAGGGCAAGUGACGUCAGAUUAAAGAAUACUUGUUGUUCA
Lineus longissimus is the source of this 5827-nucleotide messenger RNA. RefSeq names its product potassium voltage-gated channel subfamily H member 7-like. The transcript has 14 exons. Gene Ontology annotation, biological process: potassium ion transmembrane transport; membrane repolarization during action potential. Lineage: Eukaryota; Metazoa; Nemertea; Pilidiophora; Heteronemertea; Lineidae. Gene Ontology annotation, cellular component: plasma membrane. Gene Ontology annotation, molecular function: inward rectifier potassium channel activity. Bases 1348 to 4038 code for a protein of 896 amino acids. The record is from RefSeq and is a predicted model, not a curated record.